AUGAACCAAGAAGAGGCUAUAUUCCGCUCAGCGGACAUGACAUAUGUUCAGUUGUAUAUACCGUUGGAGGUCAUAAGAGAAGUGACUUUCUUACUAGGGAAAAUGGGUGUUUUUAUGGUAAUGGACCUUAAUAAAGAUUUAACAGCCUUUCAAAGAGGUUAUGUUAACCAGUUGAGGCGUUUCGAUGACGUAGAAAGGAUGGUGGGGUUCUUGAAUGAGGUGGUAGAGAAGCACGCUGCGGAGACCUGGAAAUAUAUUCUACACAUUGACGAUGAAGGAAACGACAUUGCUCAGCCCGACAUGUUGGAUCUUAUCAAUACCAUGGAACCACUCUCAUUGGAAAGUGUUAAUGAAAUGGUAAAGGAAAUUGUUGACUGCGAGUCCCGUGCAAGGCAAUUAGAUGAGUCCUUGGAUAGUCUUAGAAGUAAAUUGAACGAUCUUUUAGAGCAAAGACAGGUAAUAUUCGAAUGUUCUAAAUUCAUUGAAGUCAAUCCAGGAAUUACGGGAAGGGCCCGAAAUCCCGAGAUUGAACAAGAAGAAAGGGAUGUGGAUGAUUUUAGAAUAAACCCGGAUGAUGUAAGUGCAACUUUAAGCGAUGCAUUUUCAUUUGAUGACGAAACAUCGGAGAACCUAGAUGCUCCAAGGGGUGAUUUAAUCGGGAACCAAUCAAUUGAAGAUCUAAGUUUUUUGGAACAGGGAUACCAACACAGGUACAUGAUAGCAGGCUCCAUUAGAAGAACAAAAGUAGACGUAUUGAAUAGAAUUCUGUGGAGGUUAUUACGUGGUAACCUGAUUUUUCAAAAUUUCCCAAUAGAAGAGCCGUCAUUGGAAGGUAAAGAAAAGGUGGAAAAAGACUGCUUCAUCAUUUUUACUCAUGGUGAGACAUUACUGAAGAAGGUCAAACGUGUCAUCGAUUCUUUGAAUGGCAAAAUAGUUUCCCUUGACACUCACUCUAAUGAACUCAUUGACACGUUAAACCAACAAAUAGAUGACUUACAAAGAAUCCUAGAUACCACGGAACAGACUUUGCACACAGAACUACUUGUGAUACAUGACCAACUGCCAAUAUGGUCCGCCAUGACAAAAAGAGAGAAGUAUGUUUAUACUACAUUGAACAAAUUCCAACAAGAGUCUCAAGGCCUAAUAGCAGAAGGGUGGGUGCCAUCCACUGAGUUAAUCCAUUUGCAAGACUCAUUAAAGGACUACAUUGAAACAUUGGGUUCUGAAUAUAGUACCGUCUUUAACGUGAUCUUAACCAAUAAAUUACCACCUACAUACCAUAAAACUAACAAAUUCACCCAAGCCUUCCAAUUGAUCGUGGAUGCAUACGGUAUUGCGACCUAUAAAGAAAUCAAUGCUGGUUUAGCCACGGUUGUCACGUUCCCCUUUAUGUUUGCAAUAAUGUUUGGUGACAUGGGCCAUGGUCUGAUAUUAUUUUUGAUGGCACUAUUUUUGGUGUUAAAUGAACGCAAAUUUGGAGCCAUGCGCCGCGACGAAAUUUUUGACAUGGCAUUUACGGGCAGAUAUGUUUUAUUGUUAAUGGGUGCGUUUUCUGUAUAUACGGGGUUGCUGUACAAUGAUAUCUUCUCCAAAUCAAUGACAAUAUUCCGAUCAGGUUGGCAAUGGCCUUCCACUUUUAGAAAAGGUGAAUCUAUCGAGGCAAAGAAAACGGGAGUUUAUCCGUUUGGUUUGGACUUUGCUUGGCAUGGAACAGACAACGGACUACUUUUUUCCAACUCUUAUAAAAUGAAGCUUUCAAUUCUCAUGGGAUACGCACAUAUGACUUAUUCGUUCAUGUUCUCUUAUAUCAAUUACAAAGCCAAAAACUCUAAAGUAGACAUAAUUGGUAAUUUCAUUCCGGGAUUAGUGUUUAUGCAAUCAAUAUUUGGUUAUUUAUCAUGGGCCAUUGUCUACAAAUGGUCCAAAGAUUGGGUCAAGGAUAAUAAGCCAGCUCCGGGGUUACUGAAUAUGCUAAUAAACAUGUUUUUAGCACCGGGAACCAUUGACGAUCAACUGUAUUCUGGACAAGCCAAGUUACAAGUUGUACUAUUGCUUGCGGCAUUGAUUUGUGUUCCAUGGUUAUUAUUAUACAAACCAUUGACAUUGAAGCGGUUAAACAAAAACGGUGGUGGUGACAGGCCUCGUGGAUACCAAAGUGUCGAUAAUAUUGAACACGAUGAACAAAUGGCUCAACAACGACAUUCAACGGAAGGUUUUCAAGGAAUGAUUAUCAGUGAUAUUAAUAGCGUUGCGGGCAGUAUCAAUGAAAGCAUUGGUGGUGGUGAGCAUGGGUCAUUCAAUUUCGGUGAUGUCAUGAUUCAUCAAGUAAUCCAUACCAUUGAAUUCUGCUUAAAUUGCAUUUCGCAUACAGCAUCAUAUCUACGUCUUUGGGCGCUGUCAUUGGCGCAUGCGCAAUUAUCUAGUGUUUUAUGGGACAUGACCAUAUCGAACGCAUUCAGUGCUAAAAACCCAGGAUCGCCUUUAGCUGUCAUGAAAGUGGUUUUUUUGUUUGCCAUGUGGUUUGUAUUAACUGUUUGUAUCUUAGUUUUCAUGGAAGGUACAUCUGCAAUGUUGCAUGCACUACGUUUGCAUUGGGUGGAAGCAAUGUCCAAAUUCUUUGAAGGUGAAGGAUAUGCAUACGAGCCCUUUUCAUUCCAUGCUAUAAUAGAAUAA
This is a messenger RNA of Saccharomyces mikatae IFO 1815, 2673 nucleotides long. It is a transcript of the gene STV1, whose product is annotated as H(+)-transporting V0 sector ATPase subunit a. Gene Ontology annotation, cellular component: vacuolar proton-transporting V-type ATPase complex; fungal-type vacuole membrane; vacuolar proton-transporting V-type ATPase, V0 domain. Gene Ontology annotation, biological process: vacuolar acidification; proton transmembrane transport. The transcript has a single exon. The coding region runs from base 1 to 2673 and encodes 890 amino acids. The record is from RefSeq and is a predicted model, not a curated record. Gene Ontology annotation, molecular function: ATPase binding; proton-transporting ATPase activity, rotational mechanism. Lineage: Eukaryota; Fungi; Ascomycota; Saccharomycetes; Saccharomycetales; Saccharomycetaceae.